Messenger RNA from Batrachochytrium dendrobatidis JAM81, 309 nucleotides. RefSeq lists its product as uncharacterized. The annotation marks the transcript as partial. The record is from RefSeq and is a predicted model, not a curated record. Lineage: Eukaryota; Fungi; Chytridiomycota; Chytridiomycetes; Rhizophydiales. Gene Ontology annotation, molecular function: protein dimerization activity; DNA-binding transcription factor activity. The transcript has a single exon. Gene Ontology annotation, cellular component: nucleus.
UCUGAUCCCAAUAACAACAAUAAUAAACAUCCAAUUGGCAGCGAAGAGUGGAUGCGUCAGCGUCGCGAAAACCAUCGCGAGGUUGAGCGCAAACGGCGUGAAACCAUCAGUGAUGGUAUCGCAGAGUUGGCUAAACUUGUUCCCGACGGAGACAAGAACAAGGGAAGUGUAUUACAGCGUGCUGUUCAGUAUAUUAUGAAUUUGAAACAACAGGAGAUUUCCAACAAUGAACAAUGGGCAAUGGAGAAAAACAUGUUGGAGCAGAUGCUGUCCGAUGUAACCAAGCAAAACGAAAUCUUAAAAGAAGAU